AGGUGGCAUCUUGGCUGGCGGACGCAGCUCCGGUGGUGCGGACUGGGUUAGAUAGCGACUUCAUGGGGCACCGGCUUCUCUCUGGGCGAGGGGCGCAGGGACCUCGGGCCCGGGCCUCUUCCCGUCAAGAUGGCGGCGCCCAGCGCGCACUGUGGCUGCUAAGAGAGAGGUGAAGCGCAGUGGCUGAGAAGCGAGUGUGUGGUCGCGUUGCUGACUUCGAAACGCCCGCCCGCCCACCGUCUUCGUUUCCCGGCGAACGCUGGAGAGUUUUGGGCAGAAUAUCAGCCUUUUGACAUGGAUUUGCCAACAGCUGGAUUGCUGAUCAGGAGUACAUGUGUUGAUUGACAGCAGAGGCCUGCACUGAUGGUAUGAUCUGCUAAUCAAGAAUUUCUGAGAAGCUUCUAUAAUGGUCUGUUCAACCUUCAUCCGAGCUGCCCAUGAACACAUCUACCUAGUAAGGAAGAUCAGUCAUGUCUUCAAAUGCCAUCAGCGUCGGGCUUGGGGCUCAAGGCCAGCUGCAUCCCAGUUUCCUGCCCAAGGCGCUCCAGGCAGUGUGAUAGAGCUGCUGGGAAAAUCCUACCCUCAGGAUGACCACACCAACCUUACCCAGAAGGUCCUAUCUAAGGUGGGCAGGAACCUGCACAACCAGAAGUACCACCCUCUGUGGCUGCUCAAGGAGCGGGUAAAGGAGCACUUCUACCGGCAGUACAUGGGCCGCCCCGGGACCCCUCUGUUCUCCGUCUAUGACCAGCUGCCGCCAGUGGUUACCACCUGGCAGAACUUUGAUAGCUUACUAACCCCAGCAGACCACCCCAGCAGGAAGAAGGGGGACAGCUAUUACCUGAACCGGGUGCACAUGCUGAGAGCACACACGUCAGCACACCAGUGGGACUUGUUGCAUGCAGGACUUAAUGCCUUCCUCGUGGUAGGUGAUGUGUACCGGCGUGACCAGAUUGACUCCCAGCAUUACCCAGUUUUCCACCAGCUGGAGGGUGUCCGGCUCUUCUCCAAGCACGAGUUAUUUGCUGGUGUGAAGAAUGGAGAAAGCUUGGAACUCUUUGAAGAAAGUUCUCGCUCUGCUCAUAAGCAAGAGACACACACUAUGGAGGCCGUGAAGCUUGUGGAGUUUGACCUUAAGCAAGUACUGACUAGGCUUAUGACACAUCUUUUUGGAGAUGAGCUGGAGGUCCGGUGGGUGGAUUGCUACUUUCCCUUCACCCACCCUUCCUUCGAGAUGGAGAUCAACUUCCAUGGAGAAUGGCUUGAAGUCCUUGGCUGUGGAGUGAUGGAGCAGCAGCUCGUCAAUUCAGCUGGUGCUCAAGAUCAAAUUGGCUGGGCUUUUGGUCUCGGGUUAGAAAGACUGGCAAUGAUCCUCUACGACAUCCCUGACAUCCGCCUCUUCUGGAGUGAGGACGAGCGCUUCCUGAAGCAGUUCCGCGUGUCAGACAUCAAUCAGAAGGUCAAGUUUCAGCCUCUUAGCAAAUACCCCGCUGUGUUCAAUGACAUUUCAUUCUGGCUGCCCUCUGAGAAUUACAUGGAGAAUGAUUUCUAUGACAUCGUCCGAACAGUCGGGGGAGACCUGGUGGAAAAGGUUGAUCUUAUAGACAAGUUUGAACAUCCAAAGACACACAGGAUCAGCCACUGCUACCGCAUCACCUACCGCCACAUGGAGCGGACACUGUCCCAGAGAGAAGUCAGCAGUGUCCACCAGGCUGUGCAGGAGGCCAGUGUGCAGCUGCUGGGUGUGGAAGGCCGUUUUUGAUGUCCUGGUUUUCAGGCUACAGCCCUCAUGGACUUCCAAGACUUGCUGGAAACGGGGAAAGAUAUUGUUUGUGAGCUGGAGUAUCUGUCAUCUCUUGAUAAAUGCGUCUGCUUUAGGACUUUCAGGAAAUAAAGGAUUACUUUUG
Messenger RNA from Chionomys nivalis (European snow vole), 1907 nucleotides. It is a transcript of the gene Fars2, whose product is annotated as phenylalanyl-tRNA synthetase 2, mitochondrial. Lineage: Eukaryota; Metazoa; Chordata; Mammalia; Rodentia; Cricetidae. Bases 407 to 1762 code for a protein of 451 amino acids. The record is from RefSeq and is a predicted model, not a curated record. Gene Ontology annotation, molecular function: ATP binding; tRNA binding; phenylalanine-tRNA ligase activity. Gene Ontology annotation, biological process: phenylalanyl-tRNA aminoacylation. Gene Ontology annotation, cellular component: mitochondrion; cytoplasm. The transcript is spliced from 8 exons.